GACUACAAGAAGAAACUCGUGGUCGUGGGAGAUGGAGGUUGCGGCAAAACCUGCCUUUUGAUAUCGUUUAGCCAGAAACGGUUCCCAGAGCGAUACAUCCCAACAGUCUUUGAAAACUACCUGACAAAUACCAUUCACGGGCCGACGCGCAAGGUCGUGGAAUUGGCACUGUGGGACACAGCGGGUCAAGAGGAAUAUGAUCGUCUACGGCCGCUAUCAUAUCCGGAAACCGACGUCAUCCUGAUCUGUUUCGCCAUUGAUAGUCCAGUGACACUCGAGAAUGUUGUCGACAAGUGGUGGCCAGAGGUGCAACAUUUCUGUCCAAGUACGCCGGUGGUUUUAGUUGGGCUGAAGAGUGAUCUGCGCCAUAAUCGCUUGUGUUUGGAUCUGCUCAGGGCACAAGGACAAACACCGGUUACAUUUCAGCAGGCUACGGCGGUUGCGGAGCAGAUGCGUGCACAGUAUGUCGAGUGCUCGUCAAAAGAGAAUAAGAACGUCAAAGAGGUGUUUGACCUGGCGGUGAACACGGCAAUCGGGAAUGAUAGCCUGAAGAAACUGAGAAAAAAGUGCGUUGUAUUAUGA
This is a messenger RNA of Saitoella complicata NRRL Y-17804, 582 nucleotides long. Its product is annotated as GTP-binding protein rho4. Gene Ontology annotation, molecular function: GTP binding; GTPase activity. Lineage: Eukaryota; Fungi; Ascomycota; Saitoellomycetes; Saitoellales; Saitoellaceae. The record is from RefSeq and is a predicted model, not a curated record. The annotation marks the transcript as partial. The transcript has 3 exons. Gene Ontology annotation, biological process: small GTPase-mediated signal transduction.